UCAACAGUACGCUUCACUUUUUACGCCGACCUAUCCGCACGUCCCCAAACAUUAAAAUCAGCUGACGGCGGUUGCGCGGACCUUGAAACUCACCGGUGUCGCGACGUCAACGGCGUCGUCUCUCUUUGUGUACUUAACGAAAACUUGUGCGUUGUGCGAGAGGUGUGAGAGUGUGCGGUGUGCGCGGAUAAUAAUACAACACACGCUCCGUGUGCGGUGUGUGCAGGUAGGAGUAGACCUGGCAUAGGUGUGGGACCAAUGAGCGGCGAGCCGGACGGCCAAUGGCGAACAUCCGAUGAAUGUUUAUUGCCGCGGGGCUCAGCCGUCCGCCGCCAGCAGCGUGUCCACGGCCGUCGAGUCUGUCGGUAGCUAAGGGGUGCGUUCGGUGCGCGCGUACUGCACACGCGAUACCCAAAACACGUCGUACGAGCUUCCAAUUUGCACACCAACCGUAUGUGACGCAUGCAUCCGCGCAGCGCUUUUCAUUUGUUUUUCGUCCGUGUCUCGGUUUUCAACGCGGCGCAAAACUUCUGUGCAUCACAACUCAUUUAAAUUGACCUACAACAACAUCCCUUGCUUGAUGGAAGAGGUGCGAUCACAGCCACAACAACAACAACAACAUGGGAUCAACAGGAGCUGGAGCUGCACGUGGACGUCGAAAACAAGCGAAACCACAACGCAAAGUUGAGUUGGAAACCAAUGCGGCCGAAGGCUCCGCGCAGUACAAUUCGAUUCUAACCGAGAUCGCAGAAACCGCAACGGCGUCCUCAAUGAGUCCCGACACCAACCACAACGAACUGACAACAGAGAACCAAAACUCCCAUAAACCACCUGAACAGGUCUCUGGUCAGCAGCAGGAUCUGCAAGUGUACUUGCAGCGCAGUGAUACAGCUGUCAUCUAUCCCGAAUCCGUCGAUACCACCCGCUCCAACGAAAACGUACCAUCCCUCACGCCAAAUGGACUGACCGUCAAAGAUGAGGGCGACUCCCCCGACUACUUCAUCAAGUGUCCACAAUGCCAGAAGGGUUGCCAGACGUUUCAGCAGCUGAAGGAGCACAUGGAAGCUUCGCAUUCGGAGGCGUGCGCCUCUGAGAACGGUGGCGGCGCGCCGACGGUGUCACCGACGCCGAGUCUUGGUGGUCCCGGCGGGCCGUUUGGAUGCACGCCGUGUUCGAAUGCAUCUUUCCCGACCCAGGAUCAAUUGGUGAAGCACGAACUGCUGGAUUCGCCAAACGCACAAGUCUCUUGCAAAAUUUGCAACAAAACAUUCGCCAAUGUCUACCGCUUGCAGCGACACAUGAUCAGUCACGACGAGAGCGCGUUACUGCGAAAAUUCAAAUGCACCGAAUGCGAGAAAGCGUUCAAAUUUAAGCAUCACUUGAAGGAACACAUACGAAUACACAGCGGCGAGAAGCCGUUCGAAUGCGGCAACUGCGGCAAGCGCUUCUCGCACUCCGGUUCGUAUUCUAGUCACAUGACGUCCAAAAAGUGCUUGGUUAUGAAUUUAAAAUUGGGCCGCACGCGGGGCCCGUCCAGCAAUGCGCUGCUAGAGAAGACGGGCACGCGCGGCCCCAAGCGCGCCGCAAAUCCUGGCAUCAACAACAACAUCACGACGACUAAUCACAACAGCUACUUACCGAUUCUGCCGAAAUACACGGACGCCGCGACGGCACUGUUCCAGAAUCCGGCGAUGCACCCGUUCUACAUGGCGGCGCCAUAUUCGAUACCCAGUAUCGGCCAGAUUCUCGAGCAGAUGAACUGCGUCCCUCCGAAUGCGUCACCAUCGCUCGAUGAGGAUGAUCAUCAGCCUGCCAAUGAAAGCAAGGAUGAGAAAUCGGAUGAUGUGGAAGUCAAGCGCGAAGCAAUCGCGAGGAAUUGUGAUGAGCAGGAAAUUGGCGACGAUGGCGAUGGGAAAUCUACGAAGGAAGAGGUGGUAAUGAAUGGCGCCGUCGCCGCCAUGGGAGAAGACUUCGAAGCUGUGAAGCGAAUUCUUGCGUCGGUGAACGCCACGGUCACCAAGGAGUUUUUCCGCGCCAAUAUGCAGAAAUUCUCCGAUUCGAAUUCCACUUCGAAUGAUGCUCAUAGCAUACGAUCGACGCAUUCGCCGUCCGAGCAUGAAAGUGCCAGUGAGGCUAAGAGCGAGGGGCUAGCUGCUAAGUUAGAGGAAGUCCUUGCGACCAACGCAUCUACCAAAACCGAGAGUGAAUCUCUUAACGGUGCAAUAAGUAGCAAUGAGGAGGAGGGCGAACGUCGGGCCGAGCGCAACGUCGAGUAUGAAAUGGACGGCGAGUCCAUUGCAACCACGGAUGCGCAACUUACCGAGGACGGGCGAAAAGUCCGCGUACGGUCGCUCAUUUCCGACGAACAACUUAAAGUUCUCAAAGAUAACUACGCGCUGAAUCCUCGUCCGAAGCGCGAGGAAUUAUCGAAAAUUGCCGAACAAAUUGGGUUCCCGGUGCGGGUGGUCCAAGUGUGGUUUCAGAAUACGCGCGCACGAGACCGACGAGAAGGUCGGCUUAUUAACGUCCCAUACAGUGCGCCGACAUUGCUGCCGCCCGCCACUAUGAGUUACCUCAAAAUCUGCCAACCAAUGGAAGACCAACCUUUAGAUCUUUCCUUCAAGAGAGAACCUUCCAGGGAUUCGUCCCCGUCAAAUUCUCCUCCGCGGCCAGCAUCCAGCCAUCAUUCCGGCGACUCCGGUGAAGACCUGAUCAAUCUGAGUCACAAAUCUUCGCGAAGUCCCACGCCUUUCCUGCAUGUGCCAUACCAUCAAGGAUCCAAUUCUUCAAUGGACGCGCCACAUCGGUCGCCCUCUCCGAUUGAUGUAAAGAGCAGUCGCCUUGCACAAAUCCUUGCACAACCACAUAAACUAGGUUUAGGGUUAGUGCCCAUGGAGCGAUUGAUGCAAUUCGGGCCACCGGAUCUACCCAGCCUACAACAGAUGAUCAGAAAUAGAAUGUCUAACAUCAGUCCCAAUUCCGAUAAGCGAUCAUCAUGCUGGGGCGAGAAUGGCGAUCUGAAUGUGGACGACGACGAUUCCAAUAGUAAACGUGCAAAGAUGUCUUCGCUGCACAUGAUGACCAAGAGUCUGGGCAGUCCGAGCACACAAGAUGGCGAAUCGGAAGGGCAGUUUGCGUGCGACCAGUGUGAUAAAUCUUUUGCGAAGCAAAGCUCCUUAGCGCGUCACAAAUAUGAACAUUCAGGCCAACGUCCUCACAAAUGUAAUGAAUGUCCAAAGGCGUUCAAACAUAAGCAUCACCUAACGGAACACAAGCGACUCCACAGCGGCGAGAAGCCAUUUCAGUGCUCCAAGUGCUUGAAACGUUUCUCGCACUCGGGUUCCUACAGCCAGCACAUGAACCAUCGUUACUCAUACUGCAAACCGUACAGAGAAUCGCCAGCGCCUAUUAAAAACGAAGUAAGAACCGACUUAUUCUAAAUUUGCAUAAAUGAUAUGAUUUUGCGCUCAAAUACGUUGGAAGUUGUUUACUUAGCAUAAUUGUGUUUAUCGGCCGGUACCUGUUAAAUACUCAAACGUAGAGUCGUAGCAGUUGUAACGAAUCCAACUGUCUUCCACGUGAUACAGAAAUGUAGAUGGUUUGGUACCAAGAUUUUUUUAGAAUUUUGCAGGCAUUUUGCGGGCACCGUGUAGCAAUCUUAUUCGAUAUUGAAAAUGAAUCUAAGUCAUGUUUGGUGCAAUCAACAACUUGAUAAUGCAAUAUAACGCACACACGUCUUGCAAUCGUUUCUAAGUUUCCAAAUUAAAAUUACUCUGGAUGGGAGUAAUCUGUGAUUUGAAUAUUGGCAUGCAUUAGUUAACAACGAGCCAGACAAGAGAUUUAUUCGAUUUUAUUUAAGAAAAACUAAGUUUGUAGAUAUGUACGAUACCAGAAUUUAAAUAUAUAUUAUAUAUAGAUGCUAUUUAAGUGCCAUACCAAUGAAUUUAUUAUAGAAUGUAAUAACAAAUUGAACAAAACAAAAGGAAAACGCAGAUAUUUCACCGAAAAGCAGGUGUUGUAGGAUAGGAUUUGGUUUCUAAUACAUCGAUUAGUCUUUAGUCCAUGCCUUUCAUUGCUUUGGAGUAAAAAAUAAAUGAAAACAAAAACAAACGAAGACGAAACGAAAUGAGUACAAUAAUGUUAUAAUUUAGCCAGGAAGAGUAAAACACACGUCCGACCCACGCGACGUUUUCAUGACAAUACCUAGUGCUGAUAUAAUAGAUGUCACAACAACAAAUACAAUGAACAAAUGGUGCAAGUCGUCGUAUUUAUUUAUUGAUUCUGAUGUGAGAGAUUUCACGAACAAGAGACGAGCGGAACUAAGUAAUGAUAAAUUUUAUAAGCAUUUAAUUGACCUAAGGAAACUUACAUGAGUUUACCAAAUGAAAAAAAAAACACUAAAGAAUUAAUGGAAAAAACCAACGGUGAUUGUGUUACCCGAUCGAAUUGAAAAUAUUUUAUAAUACUUUAACGCCAGUAAUGUACGUAAUGAUUGACAUUACUAAUUAAACAAUAACUACGAUUAAUUAUGAAAAAUAUAUAUAUAUAUUAUUCUAAGAUAACUUAAAGAUAUGUAUGAAUCAUUCCAAUUUAAAAAGAGAAAGAAAGGAAUAUAUUAAAAGUGUACCUAAAUCUUAAGAUAUAAAUAUUUCCAUGGUGUGUGAGGUAAUAGUGUUAAGGAUUUGUUGACAAUAACAAAAACGUAGCCAUUUGAUAUGAAACUAUUUACUUACGAUAAGUACUGCUAUAGUUAUUGCAAAUAUAUAAAUAUAUAUAUAUAGCAUUUAAUAAUUCAAACAUUAACAAUGUGAAUCUCAUGUGAAUCAAUUCGAAGACGAAGGGAAAAACUUAAGAUACCAUUUGCAAGAAAUUAAACUAUUAUUAUAUAAAAAGUAUAUAUAUUAUAAAUUUUAUUAUGAAAUGAUUACCGUAAGUUCGAUAAAUCUCUGUGUAUAGGUAGGGUUUUUGGUGAUGAGGGAUGUAAAUAUUUAUAUACAUAGAAAGAUAAACACGGCGAUAUUGAUGAUUUUCAAAAUGAGGCACACACUUUUAAAUUUCUCGUCCCUUAUUAUCGCAAUUAAUGUUUCUCUAAUGUCCAACUGUCUUCAAAGCGUUAAGAUUAGUCCUUGUCUAAAAAAACACACACACUAAAGGAAACAUGAUUUCAUCUUAUUUUUUAUACUUAUAGAAAUAUAUACAUACAAUACCAGAUUUAUAAAAACAAAAAUUUAUAAUUAUUAGACUUACUUAUUGAUUCUAUUGCCGAUAUUAUGUGCAUUAACUUUUAUUAUUGUUGUUGUGUGAAUGGUAGAUGUAUUGUUUUAUUUUUUAACCAAUUUUUUUGCGUCGAAUGUUAAUUUUUAUAUAAUUUUUUUUUCACAACUGGCUAGUACUACCAAAGAAAUCUGUAAUUAGAUUCACAGCCAUUUUUUUAUUUACUUCCGUGUAAUCUUAGUUUAUAUAAACGUUUUUUUAUGUGCAAAUUUUGUUACCUUUGUUUAAAAAAUUUUUGGUUCUGUGAGCACGUGUAUAAAUUGAAUCGAUAAAUGAAAUGUCAUUCGCAAGGAUGUUACUUGUACAUUCUCUAUAAUAAUAAUUGAUUAUAUAAAUAAGACGUUGAAAUUGUAUUUUACUCAAUGCGACAUGAAUAAUACAUAAAUAAAGUAUAAGAUUAUUGUGUUAA
Messenger RNA from Dalotia coriaria, 5683 nucleotides. RefSeq names its product Zn finger homeodomain 1 (gene zfh1). The record is from RefSeq and is a predicted model, not a curated record. Lineage: Eukaryota; Metazoa; Arthropoda; Insecta; Coleoptera; Staphylinidae. Gene Ontology annotation, molecular function: DNA binding. The transcript has 6 exons. The coding region runs from base 621 to 3440 and encodes 939 amino acids.